Molecule: messenger RNA, 402 nt
Organism: Vicia faba (fava bean)
Lineage: Eukaryota; Viridiplantae; Streptophyta; Magnoliopsida; Fabales; Fabaceae
Source: the annotation of a GenBank genome assembly
AUGUUAUUUCCAAUGUUUUUUUCAACAUUUUGCUUAAAUGUGUUUGAGGUAAUUCUUCCAUUAAGAGAAACCCUCAAUCAAUUAAUGACUUUAAUGGACAAAAGGAAAUUCAUCGAUAUUCAAUACAACCAAAGUGCUGAUUUAGAAUGGAUUAAGUUUGUAUACCAAAAUAAUAUAUCAGUAAUUAUUGUUUUUAGGCAAAUAAUGCAAUAUUAUAACAGAAGUGCGUGCUUCGAAGUGCAUGCAAUAUUAAUUCAUUCAAACACUCAUCAAUGCUUCGAAGUUGUCGAGUUAUUGUUGUUGGUGAUGUUGCUUCAAUGUUGUUGUAGUUGUUGUGAUGUGUUAGAAAACAUGGCAUCCAUGGAAGAAGGAGAAAGAAUUCUCAAGAAUCUAGUAUAUUGA